AUGGCUUCUAUACCAAUAAAGCGGCUACAGCUAAAAGCUCAAUUGCCGAGAGUACUCAGAACUAUAGGCAAGAAGCACUCUUAUGGCCUUUAUCAACAGCCGGCGCGUCUCAAGCAUCGCUCCAACGCGAUUCUAGCAGCUUGCUUGCCAACUCAAACAUAUCCAUUCAACCGGCCUUUCAUGUCAAGCAGCGCGCAAAGGCAGCCGAGAUCGAUUGGCAUGGAAUGGUAUGACCUCUCGCCCGCGCGCCAAAUCCAGUGGAUGCUAGAAUCUGGAGACAACAAAUGGGGCUGGGCCAUCUACCGAUGCACUUACAAGCCAGAGCUCCAGGGCCCUUGGGAGAAGUUCAAGAACCUCGUCGAAUGCAGGAUACAAAAGGCCAUUGUAGAUUCAGAUGCUCCUGACAUCGCCAAGAAGCUCGACUUGGCCUGGAUCGAGGAUUCUCAGCUUGAAGGUGCACUGCUGAGUGAACUGAAGCGUAGAUUCAGGGAGUGGGUGCGCACUGAAACGCAACACUUCAACUUCGAUAUAAGUGCUCACUCUUCUGAACUCGGUUCAAGGUACUCACACUUUAUCCAAGUCGACGAGGAAAGCCUGGUGAGCUGUCUUCGUGAAUGUGGUGUUGAUCUUCAUGGAGGGCAUGUGAAUAUUGUUCGGGGUUGGGCAGAUGGUCUCGCGCCUGAGGAGGCGACAGAUGAGUUUGGUGACGCCCUCGAUGCUGAGGACUGGAUGAAGAUUCCGGCAAGCGAGAUCAUGCCCAGCACUUAUAUGGAGUUUGACAACGAUGAAAUGUGGUAUGUCAACUAUACGCAACCGCCGAACGUGUGCAAUGCACGUUGGUAG
Molecule: messenger RNA, 843 nt
Organism: Trichoderma atroviride IMI 206040
Lineage: Eukaryota; Fungi; Ascomycota; Sordariomycetes; Hypocreales; Hypocreaceae
Source: RefSeq, a predicted model, not a curated record